This is a messenger RNA of Pollicipes pollicipes, 2259 nucleotides long. RefSeq names its product F-box only protein 21. The record is from RefSeq and is a predicted model, not a curated record. Lineage: Eukaryota; Metazoa; Arthropoda; Thecostraca; Pollicipedomorpha; Pollicipedidae. Gene Ontology annotation, molecular function: DNA binding; protein binding.
AAACAGGUCCCGGGGAUGUACGUGAAUAUGGGAGGAAAGUUGCGAUGGCUAGUGUUCUAUUAUGACUUAUGAGUACAAUGGGGUAGGUGGCGGGUGGGGCAGAGUAAAGAUCUGGGCAAGAGGACGAUUCAGGUGUGUGAAGCAGCACGGACAGACCUAGCUAUGUUCCUGGAUCUCCGCGAUGUUGGGUGUGAGUGUUAGAACAUUCAUUUGCGUAGUUCAAGUUGGAUGGACUGCCUUAUGGUGAGCGACCCUGCUGGAACGGCCAGCGAAUGUUUCAAGACAGCGAGGUGUUGAAGGUCAAUGCAGCUUAGGAGUGAUGGAUUUGGGUCAAGACUACAUGGUACAGAAUCACGGCUGCCAGGCGCGCGAUGUCAAUCCUGACACCCAUUUGCCUUCGGGAGCAAUGCAAUUGCAAGACGAUUGUACCUCUAGCUCAAGCUCAAGUGCAAAUGGCUCUUUUGUUGAAGAUGUAGACGUUGUCCUGACUUCACAACAGCUGCUGCUCGCUCUUCCAAAUGAAGUGCUGGAGUGCAUCCUCUGUCACACCGACAUCCCAUCGCUGUGUGCUGUGUCCGAGACAUGCUGGCGACUGCAUAAUGUUCAAAGUUCAGACAAAGUGUGGAAUGCAGCAUUCUUUAGAAGGUACCCCCGCCUGGCUGCCUCUACCCACCAGGCAGAGCUGGAUCUGGCUCUGAGUCAGGUGGAGCGCAACUGGCGGCGCCUUGCGGCGUGGCGCAGCUCGCUGGGUGUGCUGGUUUGCCACAUGCUGGACCAGAUGGGUGACAAGUACUACAGCGUGGGUGGCCUGCCUGACCCAGCCAUGCAGCAGAUGUGCGAGCUGGUGGCCGAGCACGGCACACUGCUGGUCAAGGACGAGCUGCUGGAGAUCCUGGACUCGGAGCUCGUCGACUCGCGCGAGUACAUCUCGCGGCGCUACUACGCGCGGAUGCUGUACCGCGAGCUGCACCGCGACCUGGUGCUGCUGCCGCUGUUCCGCCAGUUCAUGCGCCGGCCCACCCACCACAUGAACAUCCCCGAGGCGCUGCACCUCAUCGACCUGUGGGUGGCGCCGGAGAAACGGCGCCGCGACGACUCGGAGCUCAAAUGAGAACGUGGAGCUGGCGGAUGAACCGUGCCCCAUCGGACACCGCGAGAUCGGACGAUACUUCGUGCGCUACGACGGCCGACGCUAUGUGCCAGUGGCGGCGUUGGCGCAGCGCUACCCUGACCCGGGCGAGACGGACGCCAGUGACGAGGCGGAGCCUGCCGGGGCCGCCGGCGGCGAGCAGGAGCCGGCCGGAGCCGCCGGCGGCGAACCGGGGGCCAGCGGCGCCGCUCCCGGGCCGGUCGGCGCGCUGCCGACUCUGGUGGAGGAGGCGGACGAGACGGAGGAGGUGGUACUGGAGGAGGGCGAGCCGCUGGAGAGUGGUGGCGGCGGGGUGGCGCUGGGAGACGGCCGCUGACGGGGGCAGCCGCGCCGAGGAGGGGCGGCUCCCGACCUGGCUGUGAUGGCCCCGGGCCGGUGCGUGGUCGCUGAUGGACUGAAGCCACCGCUCUUGAGCAGUGGUCGUACCGAGCUAGCCCUGGUACACAUCACACAUCAACCAAGGCGUGGAGUGUUGCCGGGAUCUAUCCUGUGGCGUGUUUGUUUUCUGUUGGGCUGCCGUGCCGUGUGUUCCAUGAAUAUUAUCGCCUUGAUUCUGAGCAGCUUUAUACUGUUUAGACGAUAGAUGGUGCACAUCCAAGGCAUGGGACGUUGCCGGGAUCCCCCGGCAUGAUUGUUUUCUGUUGGGCUGCCUUUCCGUGUGUUCCAUGAAUAUUAUCGCCUUGAUUCUGGUCAGCUGUAUACUGUAGAUAUGAUAGGUGUAACCCUGUACAAGAUGCAUGCGGUGUUUUACAGGCGCUUACUAAAGCCAUUUUGAUACGUAGUUGUGCCUUCUAGAGGCGCAGUGUGUUGCUUCGGUGUAGUCAGGCUUGUUCGGUACAACUGAGACCGGUGCCUUCACUUCAUUCGAGAUGUCAGUCUGUCUAUUUGUUGCAAGAACUGUGUGGUCUGUCCGCCAAUUUUAUCAUCGAAUGGAACUCGCCGGUUGUGUCUUGGCAGCCACUCUUCCAGGUGAAUGCAUGCUGCCACGACUAUGUGACUGAUUUGCAGUUUGCUCAGAAUCUAACAUGUCUGAUUAAUGCGAAGGCAACGCGUUCUACCACCAUGUGCUGGCACAAUUUGUCGCUUAAAUAAGUAUAAUGACAACAAAU